This is a messenger RNA of Phycomyces blakesleeanus NRRL 1555(-), 1608 nucleotides long. RefSeq lists its product as hypothetical. The transcript is spliced from 7 exons. Bases 1 to 1608 code for a protein of 535 amino acids. NCBI's taxonomy places the organism in Eukaryota, Fungi, Mucoromycota, Mucoromycetes, Mucorales, Phycomycetaceae. The record is from RefSeq and is a predicted model, not a curated record.
AUGGAUCUGCCUUUGUCUCAUUGCCUAAAACAUAGACCUUAUACCCAAUUGAUUAUCUUCUUCCAAAAACAUUAUCCAAGUUUUAGUACCAGAAUAUUAAAUGCUACCAAUAGCCUUUCACACACACUUGUAGAGAAUACAAUCAGUGAGACCUCUCAAGAAGAAUUAUUUGAUGCUGAGACUGAGAGUGAGAAUGAGAAAAUUCAGCUUUCUUAUGAGAAUCUUUGUGAAUAUAUUAAGCAACAAAUCAGUUUUCCUUCUGACAGAUGUAUCAGUGUAUAUGAGAUAAUGAAGCACCAGGCUGUGAAAACAUAUUUUUUCAAUAGAAUUCAAGACUUUAGAAAAAUGGAAGCAUUAAUUCAAGCAAUGGAGAAUGUGUAUAACCAAACUAACACAUAUCUCUCACUCGCCAUCCGAAAGUGGGGAAAGGAGUAUAUUGUCACCAGAUAUAUUUCUCGGCGUCAACAGGGAAAAUUCAUUCGACCACCUUUUAUACUUGCAGAUGAAGCUAUUGCAAAUGCAACGUCAAACUGGAUCUGUCAGCAAAAAAUUGAGAAAAGAACAGCUAGCAAUGUUAAGAGAUAUAUUGAUCAAAUUUUGUAUCCAGUAAAAUUUGGAGUUGUUGGAGAUAUAUCUUUAUUUAGUAUCAAUAAAUAUAUGAAAACUUGGGGAUUCUCAUUCAGAAAAUCUACUAGCACAGUUUAUGUUAAUGGUCACAAAAGAGAAGAUGUUGUCAAAAGAAUGGAAGAAUAUUCGGGAGAUAACAAGGAAGUUGUUGAAGAGCCAAAAGUCUUGCAUAGAAGAGAUGGAUACUGGACAAGUGACAAUAUAAUCAAGCAGCUUACAAAAGAUGUAAUUUCCCUCUUUGAGUUGCUGCACCCGGACAGUCAAGCUGUAUUUAUAUUCGACCAAAGCAGCAAUCAUCAAGCAUUUGCAAACAAUGUCUUACUUGCCAAAAGGUUUACCUUGAACAACAAGCCAGUCAAAGAAGACAAAGAGUUUGAUUUUAAGAACACAACAUUUCUUUUGGAUGGUGAGCCUUGUCCUCAGGCUAUGUAUUAUAUGAAAAUGGAAACCAUAACAAAGAAGAAAAGAUCUGUGGAUAUUGCUGUAAAAUACGUAAAAGAAAUCAGAAAUGAAGAGCCGGAUUCUAAAUGCUGCGCCCACCACUUUCUUGCUGUCCAACCCAAUUUUAAGAAACAAAAGAUUAUUAUCUGUGAGGUUGUGAAGGCAAAUGAUCACAUCUUUGAGAUGUAUCCAAAGUUUCACUGCGAGUGCAACUGGAUAGAGAGGUACUGUGGACCUGCCAAGGAUUUGGUCAGAAAGAAGUCUGACUAUAACUUUAAAUCACUAAAGAUUAAUGUCAACUCUUAUCUGGACAGAGCUGUGAUAUUUAUUCUGAAACUUACAAGUGCCAGAAAAAAAAUACCAGAUCGAGACUUGACAUAUUUGUCAGAGUUGACAUCAUGGAUAGAAAUCCUUAAGUCAGGUAUCCAAUUGGUUAUUCCUUUUAACAUAUGCCCUCAAUGUUAUACUGAUUGGUUUCCCUUUUUGUUAAUCAAGACAUAUUAUAUUGCCUUCCAUAAAUGUAAAACCAAUAUGUCUUAA